AUGUGGUCCAGUGCUACUAGCAAACCAUCACAACAAACCAUAAUUUACCUGUAUUUUAAUUAGUAAUUAAUCAAUAAAUUAGAUGAUUACAACAUAAUGAUGGUGACCGCAACACUUUGCCGAUCGUUCCACCGCCUAAACAUCGCAGCAACGAGUGUUUUAAUACCUAAGUCAAAUUAUUCAACUCUGAAUCACCAGACGAUCAAUGGAAAUAAAUUCGUAGCAAUUUCGUUGCUCGAAUCAUCAAAAUCACCAUCAGCUUUAGGGCUUCAGUGUGAACCUAAUUUGAGAUUGUCUGCAUUACCGACAUCCACCAUUGAUUUGAAUGUUCCCAUUGGCGGGUUUAUUCAAAAAAUAAUUGACAGUCCCUCUAUAAAUAAUAAUAAUAUUAAUAAUAAUAAUGAAAUAAUCGAUCCGUUAAAAAUAAUAAUUCAAAUUGAAGACAAAGUGGCGCCAAAAUUAUUUGAACUGCCGGCGGUAAAUGAAAAUUUAAAAAUAGAAAAACAGGCGGCUCGUUUAAUUGUAAUACGUCGGCGUAAAAUGCGUCGUCAUAAAUUGCGUAAAUUACGUAAAAGAAUGAAGUUCGUAUUUCGUAAACGAAAACACAAACGUGUUUUACGUAAAGAAAAAAGAUUUCAUGCUGAAUUAUUAGCUCAAAUAGAUGAAGCAAAUAAAUUUGAUGCUAAAGAAUACGUUGCGUCGCGUUUGAAAAUUCUUGAUAAUGUUCGUAUUCCAUCAAAAUGGAAGGGUACAAUUUUACCAGAAGAAAUGAUACGUCAGUUUAUGAAAGAAGAAGAGGAAAAACGUAAUAAAAUUUUGAAUCGACCUCGUCUUAAAUUGGAUUGAUUUAUUUAUGUUAUUUAUUGUAAUUUUUUUUUAAAUUUGUAUUUAAAAGGUCAUGUUAAUAAAUACAAAAUUGUUUAACAAUA
Molecule: messenger RNA, 929 nt
Organism: Microplitis mediator
Lineage: Eukaryota; Metazoa; Arthropoda; Insecta; Hymenoptera; Braconidae
Exons: 2
Coding region: 97-846 (249 amino acids)
Source: RefSeq, a predicted model, not a curated record